AUGUGGAGAAGAGGCACUGUAUAAUUAACUCAUCAAGCCAUGAAGUCUUGACAAGUGAACCGGUCCUGUAGAUAAGUGGACACUUCCAUCAUGAAUAUGUAGCAGCAGCACUGUGACAGACUCAUUUGUUAUGUUGCAGACAGAGCAGACGUCCUCCUCCACAGCCCCAGCAGCACUCUCCUCCUGAUAGCAUGUUGUGAUAUAAACCAAUUGUCGUCGCAAGCAAAUGCAGAAGCAAUAGCAUGUCACUCAUAGUUGAGCAUGGCAGAUAGAAAGGGAAAACGAGCCACUCCUAUCAAACCACUCACACAGAAAGAACUGAAAAAACUAAAGAAAAAGGAGGAAGAGAAAGCAGCAGAGGUUUUUGAAGAGUUUGUGGCAUCAUUUGAGUCAAAUAAGAAAAGUGGCCAAAAACCCUUUGUCCAUGGGGGUAUUGUGAAUGUAACUAAAGAGGAGGAGGCAGCAGCGCUCAAGAAAAUUAAGCUGUAUCGGCCUCCCACCAAGUUGAGUCCUGUGUCCCAGCAUGUCUCAUCAGCAUCAGCUGCUGAGAGCAAAAGGGCUGCUCAUAAAAGAACGACGGAUGAAAAACAGAAGAGUAAUCUUGAACUCUUCAAAGAAGAACUUAAGAUAAUACAAGAAGAGCGCAAGGAAAGGCAUAAAAGGAAGAAAAAUGAAACAGACUGGGAAGGAGGAGAAGGAGAUCUGGACAUACCAUCAGCAGGACGAUCAAUAUAUGAUGGGAUUUCAGCACCAAGCACCACUAACCUCUUCUUAUGCCAGAUUAAUCCAAAGAUGAAUGAGGAGAUGCUCUGCCAAGAGUUUUGCGAGUACGGCCCCCUGGCCAGUGUGAAGAUAAUGUGGCCCCGAAAUGCAGAGGAGCGCUUAAGGAUCUCCAACAGAGCAUUUGUUGCCUUCAUGACACGGAGAGAUGCAGAAAGAGCUAUGGCUGCACUUGAAGGUAAAAAAAUCAUGGGGUUUGUGAUGAAGCUAGGGUGGGCUAAACCAGUUCGCAUUCCACGUCAGCCAAUCUACACAUCAACAGGGGUGAGGGCAACACCGCCACCUCAUUCUGGUCUGCCGUUCAAUGCUCAGCCAUUGGAUCGCUUCCGCAAUGACUUCACCAAGCCGUUGGACAUGGACAAAGGGAAGCUUGACAAGACUUUGUCCAAAGCCGUAGUCCAAGUGGUAAUCCCAAAAGAAAGGAAUCUUUUGUUCCUUAUUCACAAGAUGAUAGAGUUUGUGGUGCGUGAAGGCUUUGUGUUUGAAGCUGUAAUAAUGAACAAAGAAAUAAACAAUCCAGAUUACAGGUUCCUUUUCGACAACAAAAGUCAAGAUCACGUGUACUACCGCUGGAGACUGUUCUCAAUCCUCCAGGGAGAUUCCCAAACAGACUGGAGGACUACAGAUUUUUGUCUGUUCCGUGGUGGCUCCAUAUGGAGGCCCCCUAUUCCUGUCAGCCACUCCCAGGGAGGUGAAGAUGAGGAGGAAGAAGAGGAGGUGAAGAAAGGGCAGCUAAGGGCUAAAGACAGACAGAGGCUGCAGACAUUACUCACAGAGCUCAUUCCAAGAAGAGAAGAUAUCGCUGUUGCCAUGCUGUUCUGUUUGGAGCAAUCAAAUGCAGCAGAGGAAGUAGUGAGACGCAUCACUGAGUCUUUUUCGUUGACUCCAACACCUCUUUGCAACAAGAUUGCGAGAUUGUAUCUUGUGUCCGACAUCUUGCACAACUCUUUUGCAAAAGUUCCGGGUGCAUCACAGUAUCGUAAACAUUUUGAAAAAAUGUUAACACAGAUAUUCCAAGACCUUAAUACAGCAUACAACAACAUACAAGCCAGGCUGCAGGCUGAGCAGUUUAAGAAAAAGGUCAUGAGCUGUUUCCGAGCAUGGGAAUUCUGGGAUAUUUAUCCUGACUAUUAUCUAAUCCACCUGCAAAACAUCUUUCUGGGCUUAGCCAAAGCAGAGGAGCCGUCCUCAGAGACGCCCGAGGAUGUGUCCUCUGAUCUCGAUGGUGCGCCAAUGGACAGUGAAACUAUAAGUUCAAACUCAGCUCUUGUGGAUGACCUCGAUGGCUGCCCGUUGGGCUGGGAUCCUCUGGAUGGAGACCCCGUUGAUGACAUAGACGGCGUUCCCCUCAGAGUCGCAGUUGAUGACAUUGAUGGGAUGCCCUUGGAUGACAGCACUGUUCCUCUGUCUAAGUGGGAGAGGACAGGUGACACUGGGACAUUUUCUCAAGCCGUCACUGAGUCUAAUUGGGACAUGGUGAUGGAGCAGGACAGUGAAGAUGAAGUGAAUGUAAGUGUCGACUCACAGGAUGCUAAUAAGGACUCAGAGAGUGACAGCAGUGAUGACUGGGGCAGUACAGCCAAAUAUGACAGUGCAGACUUCCAGCGCUCCCUCAGACGCUUUCAGAUGUCUGAGAGCAAAAGGAAAAGAUUGAGAGAGCUGGAGGUAAAGGUUAUGAAGAUCCAAGAUGAGCUGGAGUCUGGCAAGAGGCUGAGUAAGUCUGGAAUGAGCAUACAGAAAGAAGUCGAGCACUACAGGAACAAGCUGCUGCAGAAGGAGUUUGAAAAAGAUCAAGAAAAGAAUGGGAGACUGAGAUCAAAAUCCAAAGACAGCUCAAAAGAUGACAGAAGACACAAAGAAAGGCGCAAAAAAAGAGAAGACGGGGACAGAAGAAGAGGGCAGAGUAGAGAUCUCGUUGACCAGACCCGACAAUCGAGGAGCAGUUCUCCUUUAAAGCAAGUGAUUGCCGGAUCAGUAUCAAAGCAUUCAUCCUGGUUGUUAUUCCUGAAGUCUACCUGUUAUCAAUUGUUCCCCUUUUUUUUUUCACAGAAAGAAGUCCGCCAAACAGUCCAAAAGUUCCCGAUCGCCAUCUCUGGACAGGAAGCUGUGGAAGUCCAGGUCCCGGUCACCACAUCACUCCCACAAGAAGGCAAAAAAGAGCAAACAUUGACUCUGAGCUCUGGACUUUGUCCUCCAUUAAGGCUGGCUUCCUCUUUUAACAGACCGACACAUCUGUUCUCUUGGUCCCCACUCUCACCAUCAGUACAAGAUUGAGCACUUUUUUUUAUAUGAAGAAGUUUGAACACCGUAAAGAAUAUGUAUAUUUUUGUUUUUAUGUUUGUUAAAAAAUGACAACCUGCAAGUCUGACACUGAAUAAAUCACUCUGUGAUGA
Molecule: messenger RNA, 3173 nt
Organism: Notolabrus celidotus (New Zealand spotty)
Lineage: Eukaryota; Metazoa; Chordata; Actinopteri; Labriformes; Labridae
Exons: 23
Coding region: 262-3054 (930 amino acids)
Biological process (GO): RNA processing
Cellular component (GO): nucleus
Molecular function (GO): RNA binding
Source: RefSeq, a predicted model, not a curated record